AACACAAAAAGGCCUCGACGUCCACGGAAGACAACAGUGGUGCAUGAUCGUAGGAUCUUUUCCAUUGUAAAGAAAAAAACCUUCACAACAUCCAGCCAUGUGAAGAACACUCUUCAGGAGUGGCUUUGGAGCGGGAGUCUACAGCUAUGCAAAUCUGUUAGAAGAAGAUGGUCACCACACUGGGGCAUACUUCACGUGUCACAUGUGGGUGGUUAAGAAGAUAAAUCUACAUCUGUCCACUGCUGAUGCACGAUCUACAGCAUGGGCCCUGUUUCAGAAAGCAGGUUCAACAAUCUCUGAGCUGAACCCUGACCUCUGAGUAGAUUAAGUCUGAGAUGGGAAACUCAGAAUUUUCAGUUCCAGAACAGCUGAUCAGAAUGAGGCCUAUUUCGAUCAACUCUGAGUUUGUUUGAAACCUGAUGGAAGUGUGUGAUCAUCAGUGGAGCUCCAAUACUACUCUUCACUAGGGCAACGGGAACAGAUGAAGUUGUCACAGUGCAAUUCUGCGGCCAGAGAUGAAGACUGAACACUGAUCAUGAAGGUCAGAGCUUGCAUAAGAAAGGUGGUCAGCAUGCGCCUCACAAAGUACAGAAUCAUCGUCAUCUUCUUCAUCGUCCUCUCUCAGGCUGUGUUUGGCUUCAUCUUUGUGCUACGUAAGAUGGAUUUCCUGGAGCAUAAAGUGAAACCCACCAUCCCAGCCCCAGACCGUGACAUCAAUCAAGUCUUCUGCACUUUCCAAUCACUGUCCAAGGAAAAAUCUCUGGAGGAACGCCUCCUACUAGACUCCAUUGCUUGGCCUGAAACUCCAGUUCUACUAGAUCCUCUUUCCCUGGAGCAGACCAGUGAUCCUGCACACAGCAAAUUCAUCAUUCUCCCAGGGAGGGGAGGAGGACGUUGGCAUGUAGGGGAUCAGCUGGAGAUUAUGAUUAAAAUGUAUGACUUCCAGGGCCGUCCCAAGAAGUCUGGGGGAGACGUCGUACUCACCCAGCUGCACAACCUGAAGCUUGGUGCAGGUGUGGCUGGACAAGUGGUGGAUCAUCUCAAUGGCUCCUACUCCGCUGUGUUCUCUUUACUCUGGGAAGGAAGCGCACAGGUUGAGGUGACGCUGGUUCACCCUAGUGAGGCUGUCACAGUGCUGCGCAGGCUGACCAGUGAACAGCCAGACAGGGUUUAUUUCCAGAGCCUCUUCCGUUCAGGCUCUCUUUCUGAAACUACUACCUGUAACGUCUGCCUACGUCCAACCCAGCAGCCGCUGUGCAAUUACACUGACCUCCGUACAGGCGAGCCUUGGUUCUGCUACAAGCCAAAGAAUCUCAACUGUGAUGCCAGGAUCAGCCACUCCAUGGGAGGAUUCAAUCAAAACCUCAAAGCCGAGGAAGAGAAGCUCUUUCAAAGUGGUGUCAACAUGAAGGUCUCUAUUCAGGCUUCAGGACCUGCCAAUGUCACAGUGUUGCCAAAAAAGAAAGGUAAACCGGAGGUGAAGAGCAGCAGUGUGAAGUCUGGACCCUCUGGCUAUUACUACCAGGGUGCGUGGCGAGCACUAGGUGGAACCAUGGUCAACCAAUUCAACACCUCGUCUGCCAUCAAUCAGUGUCUGAAAGGCAAGAAGGUCCACCUGUAUGGAGACUCCACCAUCAGACAGUGGUUUGAGCACCUCAACGCAGCACUGCCAGAUCUUAAGGAGUUUAACCUGCACAGUCCAAAGCAAGUUGGACCUUUCAUGGCCUUGGACUAUGCAAACAACAUCUUGGUGACGUAUCGCUGCCACGGUCCUCCUCUCCGUUUUGGCAACGUCCCAGCCACUGAGCUGCGUUACAUUGCCAAUGAACUAGAUGGGUUAACUGGAGGCAGCAACACUGUUGUAGUUAUUGGCAUCUGGUCUCACUUCAGCACUUUCCCCAUGGAGCUCUACAUACAGCGGCUGCAGAGCAUCCGCAGGGCGGUGGUGCGGCUGUUGGUCAGGGCUCCAGGCACACUGGUCGUCAUCCGGACCGCGAACCUCAAAGCUUUGACACUUUAUGAGACGCUGACCAACAGCGACUGGUACUCACUGCAGCGUGACAAGGUGCUCAGAGCCGUGUUCAAAGGACUGAAUGUUCAUCUGGUGGACGCCUGGGAGAUGAGUCUGGCCCACCACCUACCGCACAGCCUCCACCCACAACCUCCCAUUAUUAAGAAUAUGAUUGAUGUUCUCUUGUCCUACAUAUGUCCUCAAAAGGGCGGUUAGAUGUGUGUUUGUUUGGUGAGAGGAAUGGGGAUGCAAAUAUAUAGUCUGAGUUUACACAUUUUUCCAUCAGUAUUCCAUGCACAGCUAAGUGCACUUUUUCUAACCUAUUUACAACCAAGGAAUUUUGAGUGAGCACAAAAGAAACAUAACAGGAUAGUAAUCAGCUACAAGCCAGGUUGGGAUCAGGUAUUUCAAAUAGCUACUACAAAUUACAAUAGGCUGGGACACGCAUCCCUAAAAUGUUUACAUCUAAAGAUAACCUGUGCUCUGCUACCGUGUAUAAUGUGGUGACUGUAGUUCACCAUAGUUUCUUAAAGUGCAAUUGGUGAUAGCGUUGUGAUUAUUCUAAACAAAUAUGUACAAAUAUACUUUUAGCUUCAUGGGAAUGUACAUUUCUAGAUGUAACAACUCACCAUUUCAUCUUGUCAUCCCCCCCCUUUACAGUCUUUACGCUAAGCUAACUGGCUGCUGGAUGCAGAGUGGUAUCGAUCUUCCAAUCAUUCUCUUGGCAAGAGUGAAUAACCCUAUCUCCCAAAAUAUCUCAUGUGUGUGUCUGUGUGUCAGACUCAGUGACCAUACCUUGCAAUUGAAAAAGGGAGGCGUAAAAAGUCCGGGUUACCUAAAGAAUAUAGAGUAUGUGAGCACUGCACGAUAUAUUGCGUGUGUGUAUAUAUAUGUGUGUGUAUACGUGUAAUAUAUACAUAUGAUAUAUCAAUGAUCAGAUGAUUGUGAAUAAAAAUGCAACAAUCAUUCAGCAAAUGAUUAAACAUAUGACAACAAUGUGGAUAAUACACAAGAAAGGACCAUUGACUAUUACAGUUAAAGUAAACAACUCAUUAAAGCUAAAUAAUAUAUUUA
Messenger RNA from Micropterus dolomieu (smallmouth bass), 3085 nucleotides. RefSeq names its product NXPE family member 3-like. The record is from RefSeq and is a predicted model, not a curated record. The transcript has 8 exons. NCBI's taxonomy places the organism in Eukaryota, Metazoa, Chordata, Actinopteri, Centrarchiformes, Centrarchidae. The coding region runs from base 536 to 2227 and encodes 563 amino acids.